Messenger RNA from Hypanus sabinus (Atlantic stingray), 1794 nucleotides. RefSeq lists its product as uncharacterized. Gene Ontology annotation, biological process: immune response-activating cell surface receptor signaling pathway; positive regulation of natural killer cell mediated cytotoxicity. The transcript has 16 exons. The record is from RefSeq and is a predicted model, not a curated record. Lineage: Eukaryota; Metazoa; Chordata; Chondrichthyes; Myliobatiformes; Dasyatidae. Bases 204 to 1484 code for a protein of 426 amino acids.
CCGCCGGCUUCCUUCACCUGGUUUAGCCUGCCUGUCAUGGCGGUGUACCGGGGAGUGCCCGCUGUCACAUGCAAACAGGCGCUUGGAGACACGGUUGAGAGCUGAGCAUCCGGUGGAACCCAAAGGUGGCACGAGGAGGCUCGGCUGUCGGAAGGGAGAAGGAGGGAACACUGAAGUACCUCCUCUGCUUUAGUGGAGAAGCGAUGGAGGUGGGCGCCAUUCUGUGGCUCCUGACCGUCUCCUCCAGCAUUGGUGCUGAGAAGUUUGUGGUCAUUCAGGACAAGUCAAGCAUUGUUGCCACAGAAGGGGAGACGGUUGUUAUUCCAUGCAGACACAAUGUCACGAAUAGGGUAUGGUCGAACCACUGGGUCAAGGGUGCCCGAAAUGGAACAGAAGUGACCAAUGAAAGAGCAGAGUACAGGGACCGCAUCCUGAAACCUCAAGGGGGUGAUCCCUCCACUAACAGCACAGACGUUUCCCUGCGACUGAAGUACGGGCGGCCGAGUGAUUCUGGGAUGUACUUCUGCAAGUUGAAGGGAAUGGAAUGGGAAAUGUAUGGGGCAGGGACGUAUCUCACAGUGAGAGGAAAAAGCAGGAGCUUCAUGGUUACGCAAGGCCAGUCCAGUAUAUUUGUAGCUGAGGGUGAAACGGUCUUCAUGGUCUGUAGCCAUAAUGCCAAUCACUCCGGAGACACCCGGCUCUACAGCUGGUACAGGAACACAUCUGAAGUCUCCAACAGGACGGCAGAGUAUGCAGGGCGUGUCCUUGGGCCUGACCAGCAGAAUUCCUUCAAAGCUUCCAUUAAGCUGGUGGAUGUGAGGGAGAGCGAUUCCGGAAUGUACUACUGCAAAAUACGGAUAGACGGGAUUGGCGAGGCAAUUGGAGAAGGAGUACGGCUGAUCGUGAGUCACACACGCAAACUAAAACCUGUCACGAUUCUCCUGGUGAUCCUGUUAGCAGCCUUUGGAAUAGGAGGGACCAUCCUGCUCGUCAGCAUCCUGUUUCGUAGAAAAACCUGCAAGGUAGAAAAUUCUGUUCUGGUUCAAAGACAGGGGUUGUCUACCCUGAACGACAGCACCACAGCGGCUGAUCUAACUUCACCCCAAUUGGAUGAAGGACCUGGGACGGCUCAAGAUGGGAAUGCCCCUCCAUGCCCGGAGUUCCAGCCAGAAGUUGAAUCGAUCUACGCACCAAUGCAAAACCUGAAGACACUCAGUAUCUCAAUGGACAAUGGCAUGGAUGUGAGCACCCACUGCAGACCAAACAACUCGUUGAUCCCUGAUGGAGAGGUACCCGCUGUACAGAGCAUCCAUUACGCAGUGAUAUAUCCAAGUUACUCCAAAAACCAAGCUCCUGCCAAGACAUCAGUGGAAGAUGGCGAUCUGGAGAAGGACUACGGCUACGACGAGCUGAACGUGACAGCAAAACGUAGCCUUCAGGCUGAAGGAGACACAAACCAGGAAGAUGGGACUGUGAACCAAUAGAUCGUGAAGAAGAUUGGGGAAGAAGCAGAUCCUCAACCGUGCUCUCAGCAGUCGGGUCAGGAAUAUGACGAGGAUUCCAGUUCUGUUCCUCUGAUUGAAUUUUGAACCCCUGAUGGCAUCAGAUUGUUCACAACUGCUCCAUAUCUUCGAAAGAAAUCUGUCAAUGGCUCGAGUUUGUGCCUCUGUGCUUGCUUCAGCUUCCACCUCGGUUACUCUCCCCGAAUUAACAGAUCAAACCAAACUCUCUAGUCAAGUGUGGGAUUGCUGGUGUAAUAAACCUGGAGGGGAAUCACACUAUUUAUCACCACCA